GGGUUUAAAAACGCUUUCUCUCCCCUUGCAAAAAUUCGAGUUUUCGGAAAUUCCCACCAUAAUGUCUCCGAAAAACGAAAAAGAAAAAUAAGAAAAACAAAAAAAAGGGCGGGACAGAGUCUCGGUGGGAGAAUCAACGGACCUCUCGGCUGCUCGCUCAUCUCGGCCACCGCACUGUUUCGGACCACUGGACCCAGCUCCGACAAUGCCGCCGGGAGUCCGGGAGCUCACGGUGCUGGGCGAGUUCCGGCCGUUCGCCUUGAUUGCCGAAGCUCUCGAUGGCAAGCCUCUCGACGACCCUGCCGACAAGUACGAUUACUUCCUCUUCGAUCCCCAGACCGUCCGGGAGGAUCCCGACUCCGGCCCUGAUGCCUCCACGAGCGGCCAGUGUGACCAUGAGCUCUUCAUUAGGGGGAACAAGAUUAUAUGGAGUACUGGUUCACGAGUGCAUAAAAGAUUCACCCUAUCAUCUACUGUCAUCAUGGCAUGUUGGGGUCGAUUCAGUCAAAAAUCAGAAGCCCUUCUUUGCGUCUUGCAAAUUGAAUCCUUGGCAAUCUACAGUAUUUCAGGUCAAGUUGUGGAGAUCCCGCUGCCUCGUACCAUCACAUCAAUUUGGCCUCUUCCAUGCGGUUUGCUUCUACAACAAGCAGCUGAAGGAGAUUUCUCAACAAGUGUUCCUAGCACAUCUUCCAGUCUUUCAUUUGGUGCUUCUGAAAUAUCCCGCCUUAGAAAAGAAACGGGACAAAGUCCUCAAAAUCAUUAUUUUCUGAGUGGGUUUGAUAAUAUGGUGAAGGGAAAUACAGCCCUGUCGUCAUCUCAUGUAAUUCUAAAGAAUCCAAUGGAAGAACCACAGCCGCAGCUCAUUUAUAUUGAAGAAAGGGGAAAAGUCAACAUAAUGAAGGAUUUUGAUGAAAGAACUAUAUGGACAAGUGAUCAAGUUCCUCUUAUGGCUUCAUAUAAUAAAGGAAAGAUGCAACAUUCCUUAUGGGUUGCUGAAAUCCAUAGUUCAAACCUCGAAGAAAAAGCUUCUUCUUCCUCGGACAUAAUUCCUGCUUGUGUUUUGCCCAAGAAGUUUUUGUUCCGUCGGAUUUGGCAGGGAAAAGUUGCUCAUACAGCUGCUUCUAAGGUUUUUCUGGCGACAGAUGAUGAUACAGCUCCCAUAAUCUGUUUCCUUCUUCAAGGACAGAAGAAGUUGUUAUCAGUGAGGCUUCAGACUAUUGAAAUUAACAAUGAGAUCCUUUUUGAUGUCAAACCUGACAUGAGCUGGAGUAUUCCAGCUGUUUCAGCUGCACCGGUGACAGUAACACGCCCAGGGGUAAAACUGGGACUUCUACCUCAUACAGAUAUUGUCGUUCUGGCUCCCGAGAACGCCAUCCUUCUCUAUUCAGGGAAGCAAUGCUUGUGUAGGUACUUGUUACCUUCUUCAUUGGGUGAAUCUCAACUUCCACAUAAUCUGAAGCUCUCGGAGAAUGUGGCAUUUGGAUCUGAUGUUAAGAUUAUCGGGUUAGCAGACUCUAUUGAAGGGCGCAUCAAUGUGAUUGUCAAUAAUGGAAAGAUUUUUCGAUGUGCAUUGCGCCGGAGCCCUUCUUCCUCUUUGGUGAAUGAUUGCAUAACAGCCAUGGCUGAAGGCCUCUGCUCCAGUUCCUACAAUCAUUUUCUUGUGCUUCUUUGGGGUGAUUCUGACUCUUCGUACUUAUCAAAGUUUGACUCUAGUGUUGAUUCAGAGUGGGACUCUUUCUGUAGCAUUAUGAUGCGAAUGUGUGGAAGAUUUAAAGGUAGCUUGGCUGAGCAUUCAGCUUCAGCGUCUUCGUCAUCGUGGGAGUUCCUUAUAAACAGCCAAUUCCACAGAAAUUAUUGCAAAACCAACUCUUUUGCCAGUAUUUUCUCUAGUGGCUCUCUUGAUAUUCAGGAAUUGGGUCAUCAACAAUCAAGCAUGGAAGCUAAACUCAGUGGAGAAUCCUCAUUUUAUUCUGAGCUAUUGACGAAGAGCUUAGAAUCUCUGCAUGCAGUAUAUGAAUGCCUCAAACUGAAUAAUCUUCGCAAAUGGGAUCUGGAGCUUUUGUCUGGUCUUCUAUGCAGUAUUGCAAAUUCUCUAGGGGAAAGAAGCUACAUAGAUCAUUAUGUUCGUGAUUUUCCUGCUCUUGUCGAGAAGGUUGGAACUGGUCCAGACUCUCUAUCCUGGAAAACUCCUCCCAGCCUGUUCAGAUGGCUCGAGAUCUCACUGCAACGUGGUUAUAAUUCUGCCGACAUCAGUGAUCUGCCAUCUCUAGUUUGCAAUGAUGAAAGUUCAGUUGUGAGCUGGGCCAGAAAAAUAGUCUCGUUUUAUAGUUUAUUGUCAGGUGCUGAACACGUUGGGAAGAAACUCUCUUCUGGAGUUUCUUGCAAUAUUGCUGCAGGCUCGUAUUCCACCGGUGAGGAGCAUACUGUUUUGGCAAUGGUUGGGGAGAAUUUUGGACUGCAGCAACUGGAUAACCUGCCUUCUGGCAUAUCCCUUCCUUUGCGACAUGCAUUGGACAAAUGCCGAGAAUCUCCUCCUACUGACUGGCCUGCUGCUGCUUACUUUCUUCUUGGUCGAGAAGAUCUGGCAUUUUCAUGUUUGGCACACAAUGGUGAACUUGAAACCUGGAACAAUGCGAAUCUUCUGUCUAUGUCUACGCCCUACAUGCUUCAUUUGCACCCAGUUACAAUUCCAUCGACGGUUUCUGAUCCGAUUGGGCCUGACAGUGCAACCUUUGAGGAUGCAGACUCCAUUGACGGGUCUAUGACAGAUGGUAUGGAGCAUAUCUUCACUGCCACCACUCAGUUACGAUAUGGUCGGGAUUUGCGCUUAAAUGAGGUAAGGCGCCUGUUGUGCUCUGCAAGACCAGUCGCUAUUCAGACAUCUGUUAACCCUAAUGCCUCUGAUCAGGAUCUCCAGCAGGCCCAGCUCUGGCAAUUAGCACAAAGGACCACUGCGCUUCCUUUUGGGCGGGGUGCAUUUACUCUUGCGACGAUUUUCACUCUCUUAACAGAGGCCUUUACUGUGCCAAAGCUUGUUUUGGCGGGUCGAUUACCUGCCCAGCAAAAUGCAACUGUCAAUUUAGAUCCCAAUAUAAGGAACAUACUAGAGCUCAAGUCUUGGCCCGAAUUCCAUAAUGCUGUAGCUGCUGGUCUAAGGUUGGCCCCUCUUCAGGGGAAAAUGUCAAGAACAUGGAUUAUUUAUAACAAACCUAAAGAACCAAAUGCUAUACAUGCUGGGCUUCUUCUUGCAUUGGGAUUGCAUGGGUAUCUCCGUGUUCUAUUGAUAACCGACAUAUACAAAUAUCUCGACCAGCAACAUGAGAGCACCACCGUGGGGUUGAUGCUUGGCCUAGCUGCUUCUUAUAGAGGAUCCAUGCAUCCGGCAAUGUCAAAGGUUUUUUACCUUCACAUACCUGCUAGGCUUCCUUCAACUUUUCCUGAACUGGAGUUACCGACUCUCUUGCAGUCAGCAGCACUCUUGUCGUUGGGACUACUUUAUGAAGGAUCAUCACAUCUAGAAAUUAUGCAAAUGCUAUCGGGUGAAAUAGGCCGUGGAAGUGCAGGUGAUAAUGUGCAUGAGAGGGAAGCUUAUGCUGUUUCUUCGGGAUUCUCAUUGGGUCUUGUCGCAUUGGGACGGGGGCUGGAAAUGCUUGGAUCUCUAGACAGUUUGCUUGACCGCUUGUUUUACUACAUUGGUGGCAAAGAAGCACACAAUGAAAGAUCUUAUUCAUCAGCACUAUCAAAUGAUGAGCACAAUCGUGGAGUUGGACAGAUGAUGGAUGUAGCUGCCGUCAAUGUUCAUGUCACGGCACCUGGGGCUAUUGUUGCUCUGGCUUUAAUGUAUCUGAAGACUGAAUCCGAAACAAUCUCAUCAAGGCUCUCAAUUCCUCAUACAUCUUAUGAUCUACAGCAUGUAAGGCCUGACUUCAUGAUGCUGCGAGUAAUUGCUCGAAAUCUGAUAAUGUGGAGCAGAGUUUACCCGUCAAAGGAGUGGGUUCAAUCACAAAUUCCUGAAAUAGUGAAAAAUGGUGUUAAAAGCCUUGGAGAUGACAAUGAAGAUCUCGAAGAAACAGAUAUUGAUACCGCUGUCAAAGCUUAUGUUAAUGUAGUCACAGGGGCCUGUAUAUCUAUCGGACUGAGGUUCGCUGGGACAAGGGAUGGGCAAGCAGAGGAGUUACUUUAUGAACAUGCUGUCUACUUCCUAAAUGAGAUCAAGACCGUCUGUUCUACAAGUGGAAGUACUUUCCCAAAGGGAAUCUCACACUAUAUAGAUCGGGGUACAUUGGAAAUUUGCCUUCACCUUACUGUCCUUUCGCUCUCUGUGGUUAUGGCAGGUUCAGGACAUCUACGAACACUACGCUUAUUGAGAUUCUUGCGUGGUAGGCAUUCUGCAGAUGGUCCCCCUAACUAUGGAACGCAAAUGACUAUAAGCUUAGCUAUUGGUUUUUUGUUUCUUGGCGGAGGCAUGCGCACAUUCUCCACUAGCAACAGUGCGAUUGCUGCUCUGCUGAUCGCCUUGUAUCCACGACUGCCUACUGGUCCAAAUGAUAACCGAUGCCACCUACAGGCAUUCAGGCACUUGUAUGUACUCGCUGCUGAAGCUCGGUGGAUUCAAACAGUUGAUGUUGACACUGGUUUGCCUGUCUUUGCUCCUCUGGAAGUUACUGUAAAGGAAACUGAGCAUUACUCUGAGACAAGCUAUUGUGAAGUCACCCCUUGCAUUCUGCCCGAACGAGCUACCUUGAAGUCCAUUCGUGUUUGCGGUCCCCGAUACUGGCCUCAAGUUAUAAACCUUGUUCCUGAAGAGAGUCCGUGGUGGAGCCCUGGGUCCAGGCAUGGCCCAUUCAAUUCAGGCAUCCUUUAUAUUAAGCGGAAGGUUGGCGCUUGCUCAUACAUUGAUGAUCCUAUAGGAUGUCAAUCCCUCUUGUCACGGGCAAUGCACAAGGUUUUUGGUUUGAAAAACUCUAGGGCAUAUAACGCUAACAGAGGCGAUGGUUAUGUUUCUCUUGAUCAGCUGGUCAGCACAUUUUCCUCUGAUCCUAGCUUAAUUGCUUUCUCGCAACUAUGCUGUGACCCGUCAUGGAAUAGCAGAUCGGAUGAUGAUUUCCAUGAAUUUUGCUUACAAGUCUUGUUUGAGUGCAUGAGCAAGGACAGACCAGCCCUUUUGCAGGUAUAUAUAUCUCUGUACACAGCUAUUGGAUCCAUAGGUGAUUUUAUUAUUGGAGAAGCUCCUGUAUCUGCUGAGACAUUGUCCGUCUCCAGUUUGAAGCUUGCUUUGACGUACAGUGAGGCUCUGUUAAGUGGAAGCCUGGCCACUCCCAAAGGCAGCAUCGUUCAGUCUGUCUUUGUCGGAUCCCUCCGGAAACGAUUAGAGGAUCUCUUUCUCUGUUCUACCAGCUUGAGGGAUGAUCUCGCUGCUUAUUUGAAAUCAGGAAGGUGGCCUUCCACGGAGAGGAGGGCAGUGAUCCUUUCCUUGUACCUGCAGUGGUUCGGCGUGCCCACUCCAUCUGUGAUAGGGAAAGUUGCCGAGAGAAUUAAGCCUGUGAGGAAGAUCUCCCGGUCUUCAGUUGCAUUAUUGAGACUGUUAUUGCCGACGACUCAUGUCACUGCAAUCAAGGAAAUAGACGAGCUCCUAUGUUCCUUCUGAUGGAAAAGGCUUAUCUCCCAUCGUCCCGCAGCUUGGACGAUGUGAUCAAUGCUGUGUCCGAAGGAGGUGCCUAUGAGUGGCAACUGCAGCUUGAGUUCUGAAGAGAAGACCGACCGGAGAGCAGCGAUUAGUGGUUUUAUCUCUGAGGGCAAUGGUGCCUCAGUUGGGUGGUUGUAACGUUAUGUGCAAUGUUGCACAAUUUUGACCUGAUAACUCCGCUGAGACUCGAUUCGUAAAGUUGUAUUUAUAAUGUACAUCUCAGUUGUCUUGUGCUGAUCUAUUUACCCAGGUAUUAUUCCUGGGUCUCACUUGCAUCACACAAAUCAAUUUGAACAUGUCUUAUUUAGAAGGGAAAA
This is a messenger RNA of Punica granatum (pomegranate), 6003 nucleotides long. The record is from RefSeq and is a predicted model, not a curated record. Lineage: Eukaryota; Viridiplantae; Streptophyta; Magnoliopsida; Myrtales; Lythraceae.